Messenger RNA from Rotaria socialis, 522 nucleotides. The record is from the annotation of a GenBank genome assembly. Lineage: Eukaryota; Metazoa; Rotifera; Eurotatoria; Philodinida; Philodinidae.
AUGAUUUUCAUGAAAAUUUUAUUAUUUUUCAUUACUAUCCAUACUUCAAUAGCAACACUAAAUCAAAUUCAAGAUCAAAUCGAUCGAUUAACGAAAAGUACACAAGAAAAAAUUUUCAAUACUCUCCUAUUAUCAUCAUCGAGAAAUGAUCUAAAAGAUACCGGUGACAAUUGGUGCUGUAAAAUCGAUCAUGGUGUUACAGCAGUAUCACAAACACGACAAACAACAUUCUAUAUACUUAAAAGUGGCCGUCAUAAAUGUGGCUAUGAUGGAUGUGGUUUUCUUGGAUGGAGUCGUUGUACACGUUGGUGUUCUGAAACUUGGUUAGAAGUACAACAUGGUGUUGAAACUUAUGUAGUUUAUACAGAGAAUAUCUGCCCCAAUGAUCAAAUUGUAUGCUGCGCACAACAUAUUUAUGCACUCGGUCAUUGCUUUUCAUUUACAGAAAUUUAUAAUAAUCAACAACUAUUGGCAGAUUUACAUGAAUUAGGAAUUGUUAUUCCAGGUCCUUCUAUUGGCUGA